AUGGCAGAGAAACAAGCAGACAAAAAGCGUAGCCUCCCGGCGACGGGCUCUAACCCUCGCGGCAUCCCCGCCGCUCCUUUCGUCGACAAUGUGGCCGACUACGUCUCUUCGAGAACAGAUGUCGAACCCACCCUCCGAUCAUUCCAGGAGAUGGUGUCCAAAUAUCAGUUUAUGGAAGUCAAUACGCAACGACGUGCACAGGGCCUACAAGAGAAGAUCCCAGAUAUAAGGAAAACCUUAGAGACCGUCAGGUUUCUGAAGGUCAGGAGAGCGGCCGGCACCAACGAACCCAUCCAAACUACAUUUGACAUGAACGACACACUAUAUGCGCAUGCGACGGUAUUACCCGAAGAUACGGAUGAGGUGUUCCUCUGGCUUGGAGCGAACGUUAUGCUCGCAUACCCCAUCGACGAGGCAGAGGAACUGCUAGAAGAGAAAUUACGAGCUGCGGAAGUGAGUUUUAAGAACUGCGAAGAGGACAUGGAGUUCCUAAGGGAGCAGGUUACGACCCUUGAAGUUGCAACGGCCCGUGUAUAUAACUGGGACGUGGUGCAGAGACGAAAGGAGAAAGCGGAAGGCAAAGAUGAGGAGAGUAAAGGUGAAAAGAGGCGGAUAUGA
Messenger RNA from Arthroderma uncinatum, 618 nucleotides. RefSeq names its product prefoldin subunit 3. The record is from RefSeq and is a predicted model, not a curated record. NCBI's taxonomy places the organism in Eukaryota, Fungi, Ascomycota, Eurotiomycetes, Onygenales, Arthrodermataceae. Gene Ontology annotation, biological process: protein folding; microtubule-based process; tubulin complex assembly. Gene Ontology annotation, molecular function: tubulin binding. Gene Ontology annotation, cellular component: cytoplasm; prefoldin complex. The transcript has 4 exons. The coding region runs from base 1 to 618 and encodes 205 amino acids.